GGGCAUGCUAACUUAUUUCCCGCCAAAAUUCAGAGCAAGCGAAUCGAGGAGUAGCCAUGACAGCAGCUGACCGUGCCAGCAUCAUCCAUCGAAUCGUCCUCUCUCUCCUCUUCGCCACCCUCUGCGUGUCCGAUCCUGACCUCCUCCUCGACUACUGCGUCGCCGACACGGCGGCGGCGGCGGCGUCCCCUUCUUCGUUCCACUUCAACGGCCUGGCCUGCAUCGACCCGGCGGCGGCACGCGCCGAGCACUUUGCCACCUCAGCGCUAUCGCGGGCGACGAACCCGGCCGCCACGGUGUUCGGAUUCAACGUGACGCUGACGAGCCCAGCGUCGUCCCUGCCCGGCGCGAACGCGCAGGGGCUCGCCAUGGCGCGCAUCGACCUGGCCCCGGGAGGGAUGGCGCCGCCGCACUCGCACCCGCGCGCGUCGGAGGUGGCGCUCGUGCUCGCGGGCAGUGUCCUAGUCGGGUUCGCGGACACGUCGUACAGGCUGUACACGCAGCUGCUGCGCGCCGGCGAGGCGUUCGUGUUCCCGAGGGCGAUGGUGCACUUCCUGUACAACAUGGACACGGCGGCGCCGGCCGUGGUGCUGUCGGGGCUCAACAGCCAGAGCCCCGGCGCGCAGCUGGUGCCGUUCUCGGCGUUCCGCACGGAGCCACAGAUGCCGGAGGAGGUCCUCAAGAAGGCCUUCAAGAUCAACGGCCAGGACGUGCAGAGGAUCCAAAGAAACCUCGGUGGAUCCUAGAAAAAAAUCCGUGCAUGGGGGGCAAGAAAAGUGCCUAAGCCUAAUUCCGGCCCAUUCAAGGAGUGUCUCUCGCGUGCCAAUGGCCCAUUACUGUGAAAAUAUGAACAAACACACAA
This is a messenger RNA of Phragmites australis (common reed), 862 nucleotides long. RefSeq names its product germin-like protein 3-1. NCBI's taxonomy places the organism in Eukaryota, Viridiplantae, Streptophyta, Magnoliopsida, Poales, Poaceae. Bases 57 to 746 code for a protein of 229 amino acids. The transcript has a single exon. Gene Ontology annotation, molecular function: manganese ion binding. Gene Ontology annotation, cellular component: cell wall. The record is from RefSeq and is a predicted model, not a curated record.